CAAAUUCCCUGCAUUAAUUUUUCUUGAGGAAAAAGAUUUUUAAUGGGAGAAAAACGGGGCUACGACGUCGUCGUUUUAUGCGAUUGCCGGCGACUGAAAACUGCAACAGUGUGAUUUUUCAGCAGAAUAAAGAAGAAAGAUAAAAAGGAAGCAAGCUGUAGAACGAAGCGUAAUGGCAGUAUCUCCAAAAUUAUACGUCAAUAAACCUAAAAAAGCGCAGUUAAAGCAAAAUCAGCAACAACAUGCAUCUUCUCCAACGCCGCCGCCGCCGACGUCAUCGAUGACGUCAUCAACUCCACCACCACCUCAGCCACCUAAGGAAUCUUUUAUUCGCCGUUAUAAGUAUCUAUGGCCUAUGCUUUUGGCUGUCAAUUUCUCUAUUGGAGCUUACCUUUUCAUGAGGACAAAGAAGAAAGAUGUGGGAACUGAGGAAGGAGAAAUGCUUGAUGUUCCUGCGGCCUCUGUUUCAACAGCAGCUGCUAGCGCAGUUAUUGAAAAAGAAAUGGAAGUCACUACUCCACCUCCUCUGCAACCUGUGAUUGUACGUGAACCAAUACCAGAGAAUCAACAACGUGAACUAUUUAAAUGGAUGUUGGAGGAAAAGAGGAGAGUUAAGCCAAAGGAUCCCGAGGAGAAAAGGCGCAUUGAUGAGGAGAAAGCCAUCCUCAAGCACUUCAUCCGAGCCAAGUCCAUCCCAGUUUUGUAAUUUCUAACUGUCGACGAACUCCAGUGCUCAUAGGCUUGGAUGAAAGCUUUAUCUUCAGGUCGGAUUUUCAUCUUUUUCUUUUUUCCUAAUUAUAAACAAAUGCUGAAGUAAUGAAUUUGCUUGGAUAAUGAAGUGAUGCCUAGUUCUAUCUCCAAAUCUUUGGUUUUGACAAGAAAUUUGUAAAUACAUUUGAACGCUUUAACUAUGUAAUUUUACUGGCUAGAAGACAUCUGCUUGUUGGUAUGGACUU
Messenger RNA from Lycium ferocissimum, 956 nucleotides. RefSeq lists its product as uncharacterized. The record is from RefSeq and is a predicted model, not a curated record. Lineage: Eukaryota; Viridiplantae; Streptophyta; Magnoliopsida; Solanales; Solanaceae. Bases 173 to 706 code for a protein of 177 amino acids. The transcript is spliced from 3 exons.